Molecule: messenger RNA, 1520 nt
Organism: Trachymyrmex cornetzi
Lineage: Eukaryota; Metazoa; Arthropoda; Insecta; Hymenoptera; Formicidae
Gene: Pvf1
Product: PDGF- and VEGF-related factor 1
Exons: 7
Coding region: 71-1060 (329 amino acids)
Biological process (GO): positive regulation of cell population proliferation; positive regulation of protein autophosphorylation
Cellular component (GO): membrane
Molecular function (GO): growth factor receptor binding; growth factor activity
Source: RefSeq, a predicted model, not a curated record
UCGUUAGGAAUAAUUAAAGACGACGUCGACACCUUGUGCCUGUGAGGAGAACGAAGCCGAGACGUCAGAAAUGCAAUCGCGAAUCAUCGGCACUUCAUUCGACAGCCAGUCGCCGCCGCAUUUCAUCGCGAGGAUGCUCGUUCUCGCGAUUGUCUGCGGCGGAUUCCUCCUGGGACAAGUCGAUGCGCAGUAUCAUGACGAUCCCGAUCAUAUAGUCUUCCCCGGACCAGUCGGCUCGAGAUCGAGGGACAGGGCCCUUGAUAAUGAGCCCGCGAGGGGUUCCGCAGAUGACAGCGAUACGAUACCGCUCGAUUUAGCAGCUAGAUUAAAUACGAUAGAUUCGUUGGAGGAAUUUCUGGAGCUUCUUCACGGUGUUACACACAGCGAAAGGAGUUUCUCGUUUAUGACUAGUAGAUUCGGAGGCGAGGAACGAUCGAACGCAUUGAUACCAGUGCCAGCCAAAUGCAUGCCUGAGCUGCAACUCGUUUCUCUAAAACUGGACGACGAUCCUUCGACGUUCGUCUUCCCACUCUGCACACGGAUCAAAAGAUGCGGCGGCUGUUGCAUUAGUCCUCUGCUCUCGUGUCAACCAACAGCUACGGAGAUGCGGAACUUCGAAGUGAUCGUGACGUCGCUGGUCGAUAUGAAAUACCGGGGACGACAAAUUGUGCCGGUGGAGGAGCACACUAAAUGCAAGUGCGACUGCAAAAUCAAGGAAGAGCACUGCAACGAUAAGCAAUAUUACGAGCCGCACAACUGCAAGUGCGCCUGCAACAAUGUGGACGAGGAGGAAAAGUGCCUUAAGAAUGACACGAAGAUCUGGAACUCGACUCUCUGCGUUUGCAUGUGUAGGACCAUCGAGCCAUGCACCACCGGAUACUACUUCAACCCCAACACGUGCAGAUGUGGACCGAUAAUGUUGUCUAGACCAGUAAACAGGUUUGCGCCGACGAAUUACAAUUUCACUGACCGUCAACCAGAAAACAGGCGAACGGUGAUAAUCCCUUUGGACCCAUCAGAUCCCAGAAGAAAACACAAGGAGGAUCCUGAAUACAAGUGACAAGAAUUCAGACGGACACGCGACGGAUUACAAGACUGCUAAAACGAUAUAUAGUUAAUUUGUUAAUUUCUUUAUUACAUAAAGACGAGACGCCUCAAUAAUUCCAUACCUGGGAACUGAAAGAGUUGAAUAUAUAUAUUCUCUCAAUUUUAUAAUUUAAUUGUCAUAAUUUUAUCAUGAUGCAAAAUAUGUUGCAAAUUCUGUAACUUUUUUGUUUCUCAUGAUUGUAAUAUAUAUAUAGCAAUGAGCAAUUUCUUCUGCGAUUUAGUAGUAAAAGAAAUAUUACACUUAUAGUUCUACCUCCAAAUCGCAGAAUGACAUGCUUUUCUAGUUCCAAGGUGUUUUCGUACUAAACUAUUGUAUGUUGACUGAAAACAAAUUAGGUCAAAGACAUUGUGAUAUAAUAAGAAAAUGACCGCCACAAGAUCUUGUUCAUGUUAUUUCUUUUUUAGGUAUUUCU